This is a messenger RNA of Amphimedon queenslandica, 3449 nucleotides long. Its product is annotated as balbiani ring protein 3-like. The transcript has 4 exons. NCBI's taxonomy places the organism in Eukaryota, Metazoa, Porifera, Demospongiae, Haplosclerida, Niphatidae. The record is from RefSeq and is a predicted model, not a curated record. The coding region runs from base 242 to 3307 and encodes 1021 amino acids.
CUACAUCUCUCUCCCACUCAGUAAUUAAAGAUAAUAUGUGACAUACUCCUUUAUUCUCAUAUUUGUUCAACAAAGCAUCAACUGUUUGCUAUGUCUGCCAGUUUUAAUAAUACUUCAAGAGAGACAUUGUUCUUGGGAACAAAGGACCCAGAGGGUAAGAAAGGGCACACAAGGAUUGAAUCCACAGUUUGCUCGAGCUGCAGGUUGUUAAGGGGUAAUCCUAACCAGUUGUAAUUGAGCAAUGACAGGAAAAUUCGCUUACUAUGCAGCAGCUGCCUUGCUAGUGACUCUACUGUAUCAGAUUCAAGAUGCAGAAGCCACAAGAAGUGGUCUGUGCGUAUUCAAGAGAUGUCCCAGAGGCUACAAGUUCAAUACCGUAAAGUGCGUCUGUAAGAAAUGCAUUGCCACAGCCUGCCCAGACAACAGUCACUACAGUUUCAGUACGUGUCGGUGUGAGUGCCCACAACAUCAAAAAUGUCCUCACGGGCAGUACUUCAACUCUGAAACCUGCAAGUGUGGCUGCUCACCUCACAUCAAAUGUCACUCUCCACGUGUCCUUAACAAGGAUGCAUGUAAAUGUGAAUGUCCCAAGAACGUACAUUGUCUCCCUCCUCUUACUUUUGACGAAAGGACGUGUGCAUGUCAUUGUCCAGAACACCACAGUCACUGCCCAACAGGUAAAAUAUAUAGCUACACAGAAUGCGGCUGCAUCUGCUCUGAAAAGGCUUACUGUCAUCUGCCAAGGUUUUUCAACAAUGAGACAUGCAAGUGUGAGUGCAAAGGAGAAAGGAACUGUGUCCAUCCCAAAGUGUACAGUGAGACAAACUGCAACUGCCAGUGCCCAGAAGAUGACUACUGUCCCAGGCAUAAGACUAUCAAUCCAGAAACCUGCGAGUGCUCAUGUCCUGCUGAACUCUCUUGUAGAAGCCCACAGGUUUUAAACGAUAAGACAUGUAAGUGCGUCUGUCCACCGCACACUAGACGCUGCCCUCCUGGCAAGGAAUUAGAUGAUUUCACUUGUGAAUGCUCAUGUCCAGAAGUAUUCUGUCCUUUACCCAAACUUCAGAAUCCAUACACAUGUAAAUGUGCAUGUCCAGACACACUAACCUGUCCUUAUGGACAGGUAGUAGACCCAGAGAACUGCCAAUGCUCGUGUCCAAAGAAACUUUCCUGUUCCGGUAACCAGAUACUAGAUCCACGCACUUGCUUGUGUAAAUGUCCAUUGAUCGAUGAUUGCAGGGAUGGAUACAUAUUUGAUGGCCAGCUAUGUCACUGUGUGUGUGAUCCACGUACAAGAUGCUCUUCCCUCCAGACCCUCAAUCCAACCACAUGUGAAUGUCAGUGUACAAAUAUCACAAAAUGUCCACGAAACUUUAUCUACGACUACAGGACGUGUCGCUGUAUUUGCUCAGAGGAUUACGUGUAUUGUCCCUCGCCACAAGUACUGGAUAAAAGAACCUGUCAGUGUGGCUGCUCUAGUGACAUAUACUGCACACCACCAAAAAUAAUAGACCCUGAAUGGUGCGAUUGUAAAUGCAAUAAGAACAUAUACUGUGCCCGUCCUUUGGUUCUUGAUGAUAAAACCUGUGAAUGCGGCUGUCCUUAUGGGACACACUGUCCACCAUAUAAAACUCUAGACAAGAACACAUGUCAAUGUAGCUGCUCUGAUCACAAAUACUGUCCAAAGCCACAGAUAAGAGAUGAGGAGACAUGUGAGUGUAUCUGCCCUAAAGAUAUUUACUGCCCACCAAACCAAGUCCUUGAUAAAGAGACAUGCGAGUGUGUCUGUCCUGAUAUACAAUGCAAAUAUCCUUAUUACCUCAAUAAGGAAAGCUGUAAAUGUGAAUGCUCGCCCAAUCCAGGUUGCCUUGAUGAUUACUAUUACGAUCCAUACACUUGCAAAUGUAUAUGCGAUAAGAAGAAGCACUGCCUGGCUCCAAAGGUCCUUAAUGAUCAAACGUGUCGCUGUGAGUGCCCGUCCUCUCCUCCGUGUUCAUAUGGCCUCACAUACAAUUAUGAUCAUUGCAGGUGUCAGUGUCCAAGAGAUAAAUCAUGUCCUCCAGGAUCAGUCCUUGAUCCUAUCACGUGUAAGUGUGGCUGCAGCAACACUCCUUGCCCUCCACACUUUGUAAAGGACCCAAAAACCUGUAAAUGUGGUUGUCCAAAGUCCCUCUAUUGUGAUUACCCAAGAACACUCAAUCCUACCACUUGUCAGUGUGAGUGUGAGAAAGUCACUAAUUGUCCUUACAAGCAGGUCUUUGAUAGCAACAAGUGCCAGUGCGUAUGUCCAUUGAACGUUGUGUGUCCUCCUGGCAAAGAAUUCGAUCCGCAGACAUGUCAGUGCAGGUGCCCAGUGAUAGUAGGCUGUCCCAAUAAAUCAGUUUAUAAUAAACACACUUGUCUAUGCGAGUGUCCUAGAGAUACAUACUGCCCAUCAUAUACAGCUCUCGAUCGCAACGAAUGCAAAUGUGUCUGUCUCCCUAAACGAUGUCCACCAAAUCAGUCUCUCGACCCAAAAACAUGUAAAUGUAAGUGCCCGAAGACUCACUCUUGCCCAAGGAACAUGGUCUUUGAUGACGAGACGUGUAGAUGUAAAUGCAGCCACAAAGAGACCUGUCCCUAUGGUCUCACGUUUGACGACCAGUCCUGUCAAUGUAUAUGCAAAGGGAAGGACUGCCCACGAAGACAAAGGCUCAACCCACACACUUGUAGGUGUGAGUGUCGCCACCAAACUGAAGCCUGCCCACAACUUAAAUAUUAUAAUCAGACGACGUGCGAUUGUCAAUGUGGUUGGGUAGAAAAAUGUGACCCUCCUCAGUUCUUCAGUCACAAAGAAUGCUCCUGUCAGUGUCCUCCUAAUAUCAAAUGUCGGGACUACCAAGAGGUCGAUGAUAAAACAUGUCAAUGUCGCUGCUCGAGUCAUAUCCGCUGCCAAAAGGACUAUGCUGUCAAUCCCAAUACUUGUAAAUGCGAGUGUGCUAAAAAGUGCAAGGCCCCCUAUAUCUUGGACUCCAGUACAUGCAAAUGCAAGUGCAAUAUAAACUGUAAGAGAGGAUACAGGGUUACCACUAGCUGUGAGUGUCUCAAGAUGACUUGUCAGAAUGCAAGAGAUGAGAAUGAGUGCUAUGAAUCAUCAUGUGACCAAUAUGAUAAAAAAUGCACAUUUAAUGAGCAUACAAAGACAUGCCUGUGCCCCUGCUGUGUAACAAGAGAAAACCCAACCCACCACUCAUGGUGCCUUGGGUGGUCAUUCUAUGGACCAGAGCAAUGCCGGGUCCACGAGAAGCUGUGCAAAUGGAGGUGCUAACGCCAUAACUGAGAACAAUCAAUGAUGAUUAUUAUUAUCAAUUUAUAAUUAUUAUUAUUAUUAUUAUUACUAUUAACUCGUAAUGUAAAGUAAAAACUAAAAUCAUAUUAAAUGUAGCUCAUUAUACAUCAUUGGCUAAAUC